Etheostoma spectabile (orangethroat darter) is the source of this 2131-nucleotide messenger RNA. Its product is annotated as putative protein MSS51 homolog, mitochondrial. The transcript has 7 exons. NCBI's taxonomy places the organism in Eukaryota, Metazoa, Chordata, Actinopteri, Perciformes, Percidae. The record is from RefSeq and is a predicted model, not a curated record. The coding region runs from base 294 to 1607 and encodes 437 amino acids.
AACCCAUCCAAGUCCCUCUGCCAGUCAAUAGGGGGGUACUGAGUGGGAGACCACCCCUAAACCUCAGAUGCCAGAAGCACUCCAUAGUCCCCAACCCUCCCCUGGCUACUCCCCCUACGUUGGCUCUGUGGUGGUAAUUUUAUUACAAACCCCAGCAGAGACGAGGUGAAGACUCUAUGAAGCGGUAGCAUCCAGCAUAAGGAGCUGUCAAUCACAUGUAUCAAGAAUACUCCUAGAAUCACCUAGAAGACUGCUGCUGGCCUGGAAACAAAGUGGAAAUUGAAGGCCACAAUAUGGCGUCCCAGAUCCCAGCACUCCAACAACCCGACACUCCAAGGACUGACAGCGUCUUUUCUGUUCUGUCUGGCUUUUACUCUCUGGACUCCAAUGUUCCUGGGCUCUCUAAGGUGAUUCUCAACAAGCUCAACAUGAAGGAUUACGGAGAAUACAGGGCUGCCGUCGAGGGAAAGGCUAAAGGAAUCUCGUUCCGCAACUACAAGGAGAUGUUCAAGAGGAUGGAGGAGACCUUUGAGUUCUGCACCAGCUGCAACAAACUCCCAGUGCAUCUCACCGACGGCCAGACCCUGAAACGCUGUGUGAAGUGCAUGAAUGUGUACUACUGCACCAAAGACUGUCAGAGAAAGGACUGGCCUCAGCAUAAAAAGGUCUGCAAAUUGCUGCGCCUGGUGGCCAUUGACAGACUAGUGGAGUGGCUGAUGUUCACUGGAGAUCUCCCAUUCCCCACUGAGAAGUGGUCUAAGUCGACUGCUGAAGUGAAAAACUGGGACGACUGGCUUCCCAUGCAGGGUGACCUAACGCCGCGUCUGGACGCCAUCUUGUCUGGUGCCAACAUGACAACCCUUUGGAAGAACGCCAGCAGGCCAAGGCCGGAUGACUCUGACCUGCAACAGUCUUUAUGGCGGAUUCAGAGCGAGUUCCUCUCUCGAAUUCUCACAGUUGGGAUGGCCAUGCAACACUUUCACCUUGACCCGCACGCUAAACCGCUAACUAUUCACAUAGCAGGCGCAUCUCAUAAUGAGACCAUGGGAGCCAGACUGACAGACUAUGAUGAGCUAAACAAAAUGUUCCCGGGACAUCAGGGCAUCGAGAUAGUCAUGGUGGGACCAGAGGUGGUGGACGGCCCCAUUGUGAGGCCUCCUCUCAGGGCGUUUGGCCCCAGGCAGAGGGUCUACAUCAGCGCCUACAAGGGCCUCUACCACCAAUUUUGGGAGGAGCUGGUGGAGAAAGAGCAAGCAGCCAAGCCAGACCUGGUGGUUGGAUUUCAUCCUGGGUUCCACGCCAACCAGGGUCUGGUAGAAGGUUGGCUGCCCACCCUCCUGCUACUCCGAGAUUAUACCAUCCCUUCAUUCUUCACUAUGUACAGUGAGAUGGAGCUCAAGCGCUCACUCCAGAUCUUGUUGGAGUUGGAGAUGCACAUCAGGGACAGUGGACCCAAUCCAUUCACCUCACAGAAGCCAGAGCAGGUCCAGUCCACUCCCAACAAAACCCCAGUCUACUGCAACUCUCACUACAUCUGUUUCCAGGGACUGCUGCUGCGUCAAGAAGACUUAGAGGAGCCUGGGCUAGACAAUGAGAGGCCCUCAUAAGGAAAAUCAAAGCCUGUUUGGAGUGUCCUCUCCUUUAAUGUGUGGGUUUCAAAAUAGGACUUUGGGGACUUCCCGAGGUCUUUGGGGGGCUUCCUACAGCCUUUUAGAGAUGGAUAUUGCUCAGCUGUGCAGCCACUUGGCAGAUAUGAAUGCUGAAUAUGGGGCAGAGAGCAUGAAAGCGAGAAAACCCCUCACCGCUGCACUAAACACCCUUAAUUGGUGAGACAGAUUACAGAAAACACUCAAAGCUCAUUAUGUAGUAUGAUGGCACCUGAGGGCAUCAGCGGGGUACAAAGGUGUGUACUCUGUGCCCCGGAGGUAGCAUGGUAGUUGGAUAUAAAGGGUCAUAGAUGUAAAUACGUAAUGAGACCAAAAUGAGUUCCGCCAUUAUUUUGCGGCCCCCUAUAAUCCAUUCUGCGGCUAGAUGUAUUCCCAAAUCUCACAAUAGCUGCUUGAAAUCAGAUCACAUGCAUACUAAUGUAAGACAUAAUUGAAAAUUAUAGCUCAAUAAAAUAUGCAGUGUC